CUGACAACCCAAGAUUGAUCCCUGGGACCCAUAUGGUAGAGGAGAAAACUGAUUCCCAUGAGUUAUCCUCCAAUCUUAUUACAAGAGAUGUAAAUAAUUUAAAACAUCCAAACUCAUUAAUUGUGACCUGGAAGAGAUAAUCUGCAUAACUUGACUCCAGUCAUAAACCUCAAAGGCAAGGGAUGAGUUGGAUGAGUGGAGCCAGUGGUGAGAGAUACUGUCUCCUGUGGAGCACUUGGAAAUAUGUGAAGUAGCUGCUGCUGGUGGUGGUGACAAUGUCAAAUAACGGCUUAGACAUCCAGGACAAACCCCCGGCCCCUCCCAUGAGAAACACCAGCACUAUGAUUGGAGCUGGCAGCAAAGACACUGGGACCCUAAACCACGGCUCCAAACCUCUGCCUCCAAACCCAGAGGAGAAGAAAAAGAAGGACCGAUUUUACCGAUCCAUCUUACCUGGAGAUAAAACAAAUAAAAAGAAGGAGAAGGAGCGGCCAGAGAUUUCUCUCCCUUCAGAUUUUGAGCAUACAAUUCAUGUUGGUUUUGAUGCUGUCACGGGGGAGUUUACGGGGAUGCCAGAACAGUGGGCCCGAUUGCUUCAAACAUCAAAUAUUACAAAGUCAGAGCAGAAGAAAAACCCACAGGCUGUUCUGGAUGUGUUGGAAUUUUAUAACUCUAAGAAGACCUCCAAUAGUCAGAAGUACAUGAGUUUUACAGAUAAGUCAGCUGAAGAUUAUAAUUCUUCUAACACUUUGAAUGUGAAGACUGUGUCUGAGACCCCAGCAGUGCCACCAGUGUCAGAAGAUGAAGAUGAUGAUGAUGAUGCCACCCCACCUCCAGUGAUUGCUCCACGCCCGGAACACACAAAAUCUGUAUAUACACGAUCUGUGAUUGAACCACUUCCUGUUACUCCAACUCGGGAUGUGGCUACGUCUCCCAUUUCACCUACCGAGAAUAACACUGCUCCACCAGAUGCUUUGACCCGGAAUACUGAAAAGCAGAAGAAGAAGCCUAAAAUGUCUGAUGAGGAGAUCUUGGAGAAAUUACGGAGCAUAGUGAGUGUGGGUGAUCCUAAGAAGAAGUAUACACGGUUUGAGAAGAUUGGACAAGGUGCUUCAGGCACAGUGUAUACUGCAAUGGAUGUAGCCACAGGACAGGAGGUAAGUAUUCAUCACCAACUCUUGUACUUCUAUUCCUACAGUAUUUGUUUUUAAUUUAAUUUGGAGUUA
Messenger RNA from Cricetulus griseus (Chinese hamster), 1226 nucleotides. The record is from RefSeq and is a predicted model, not a curated record. NCBI's taxonomy places the organism in Eukaryota, Metazoa, Chordata, Mammalia, Rodentia, Cricetidae.